Chironomus riparius is the source of this 1400-nucleotide messenger RNA. NCBI's taxonomy places the organism in Eukaryota, Metazoa, Arthropoda, Insecta, Diptera, Chironomidae. The record is from the annotation of a GenBank genome assembly.
AUUCUCCAAUCUUGGAGUAGUAAAGUUUAUAGUCUUAACAAAAAUUUAAAAUAAAAAUGUUUAACUAAGUUUUUAAAGUAAAAGUAACAUCUAAAGCAACAAGCACAAAUAAAUGAUUAUUAAAAAGGAAUAAGGAACUGCUUUAACUCAUUUUUAUCCACAAAAAAGACAAAUAUAAACAUCGAGCACACCUAAGGUUAUUAACACAUGAAGACCAGAUCCAAAUCACUUGAGAGAUCUAAUUCGAUAUCAAAAAAGGGUACUCAUAAAAAAAUGUCAGCACGCAAAUUCUCUGAUUUAUCAUUAGAACUAGAUGAUGAGAAUGAACCAAAAAAGUCCAAACCUGAUUCGGAUGAUGAAACUGAUGACAUGACAAAAAUACUGAAAGAAAUUCGAGCUGGCAUGACUUCAAUGAACAAAAAAAUGGAUAUACUCUCCGAAAAUCUAAGCAAAAGAAUUGAUGAGUUAACGAAUGAUGUUCAUGAAAUAAGAACUACUUUAAAAUCCACAAAGGAACAAGUAACAGCUUGUGAAACUAAACAAUUUGAAAUCAUUAACUCACUUGAUACUCAUGAAACAAGGCUCAACAUCAUUGAUCAAAAAAGUCUGGAAACUCAAUUAAUGAUAUCAAAUCUACCAAAUGCAGUCAACAAGGAAAACUUUAUAAAUGAAUUAUCCAGUUGGUCUGGUAAUAUAUUCGAUCACUCGAAAAUCCACAAAUUAAAUUUCAAUCAACAUAAAGAAUCUCAAACAGCCUUCAUACACUUCCAAAAUAUAAGCGAAAAGAACAAACUGAUGAAUUUUGUGAAACAGAAACAAACUGAUGCGAAUGAUAAAUAUAUACCAAUACUAGGUGAACAAAUCCUUAAACUCCAAGAAGAUGAUCCAGAAAGGAUGAAAAUUAUAUAUUUCCAAACACCGCUAACACCUUUCAAUCGUCAAAUUCUCGAUCAAGCAAAGAAGAUGAAGAAAAAAUGCAAAACAAUUAAGAAAUGUUGGAUGAUGAAAGGAAGCAUACAUAUUAAGCUAAUAAAUCAGGAGAAAGCAAUUCGUCUUGACUCCAUAGAACAACUGGAAAUGCUUAAAUCAUCAAUUCCAAUGGAAACGGAUUAGUACGCCAGUAAGUCCUUAAAAAAAAAAUUAAUCGCAGAUCUGCUACUUCCUAACAUAAAUGCACUUUAACUCAAAAUCCUCAUCAUUCAAAUAAACAAAUUUGUUUCCAAAAAAUAAUAUAUAAAUAUACAAAAUUUAUCUUUAUUCAAAAUCAUUCAUUUUGAAUAAAACACAAUAAUGAAACUCCUUUAGAACUAGCUUAGAACUCAGUAAUCAGAAUUAUGUCCAACACAACACAAAAUGCACUCGAUUUCCAGCUUAAAAAUUAAAUUAAAAAUGAGAAAGAU